Neoarius graeffei (lesser salmon catfish) is the source of this 4132-nucleotide messenger RNA. RefSeq lists its product as uncharacterized. The record is from RefSeq and is a predicted model, not a curated record. The coding region runs from base 2336 to 3304 and encodes 322 amino acids. The transcript is spliced from 2 exons. Lineage: Eukaryota; Metazoa; Chordata; Actinopteri; Siluriformes; Ariidae. Gene Ontology annotation, molecular function: catalytic activity.
CUUCUGACAGCCCAGGGGUUGAGUUGGUGGCAUGGGGUACACAUUAGCCGGUGCUCCUCGCUACAAACGAGUGUUUGUGCUCACGUUGUUUUUCCUGUCGUGAUUGCUCAUAGCCUAACUUGUUGCUGUGGCAUUCAAAUUAUUGCGGGCUGAAGCGUUUGUGAGGUAGGUUAAUUGAUUUUAUUAUCAUGCAUCGUUAGUAUUUUAGACCCAUAAGCUUGGGUCAAACUGUGUUUUUAUUAUUUUAGCUUUCGCUACAGAGAUUUCCUUGCGUCAUUACUGGUUCAGAGUAAGACUAAAUACGCAGCAUCCAAUCACUCAGUAUGUGUGUAUAUAAAACAUAUGGAUGUUUGUAAUACUCUGUGUCAGUACAGUAGUCUUAGUAAUAAUUGGUUUGUACUCAAUGUUUAUAGGGUGGGCAGUGGCCAGCGUUUAGGGCAACUCCACGCUAUCCCAGGCUGCUGUUUUGUUGGGGUUGGAUUGUAGCCCCAUUUUGUUUGCUGCCUUUCAUUGAUGUGGAUGGGUUGUAUUGCCCCUUGAGUUCUACUGAUGCCAGAAGACUGUCAGUCACGCAUGUUUUGAUUUAAUGGCUGUAUGAGAUUGUGUGUAAUAACGUUUAUGUUCUUUUUUUUGUUUGUUUUGUUUGUUUGGUGUAUUGGUGUGUGUGUGUGUUUGUGGUUGAUUGACAGUCGUUCACCCUAUUUUUUUAAUAAGGGUGUCUACACCCUACAGCGGGCUGGAGUGUCUUUGCAAGCAGCUUCGCCAUAGUUAAGCUAAGUAGUUUGUACUGUGCCAGUUGAUUUUGUAUUGACAUUGUAUGCACUGUGUUAAAUCCUGUGUCUUAAGCUCUUUUUCUCUUUUAUAUUUUUUUGGGCAGGUGUGGUUGGGCCUAGGCAACCGGCAAGCAGAUCUUGUGGUGGUGGAUUCCUUUUCACUUUUCUUGCUGUGCCGCAUGACGGGUGUUUAUUUUAUUUUUGUGUUUGUUAUUUCUUUUGCGGGUGGUGUGUAUUCCGGGAUUCCUCCUUCUUUCGCUCUGAUUGCCGUGGUAAGCCUUAGCCCUGCCCCCAGUUACCUUCUAACCUUUGCACAGGCUUUCGAUAAGCAGUGUAGCUACCUCUUUUGUAUGUAGGUGGAUGUUGCAGCCGCCCUGAGUAAUGUUCUUUUUCUUUUUUUUUUUGUAUUGUAUUUGGUAAAGGGGUAGAGAACCCCAAUUGUGUCUGUGUGGAUUACCACAGUCUCCUAAGAUUUUAAGUUUGUGUUUGAAUUUAAAAACUGAUUGAAAAUAAUUAAUAAAUUAGUUUUUGUGGAACUCGCGUCUCUUCCUUGAAGUGUGAACGAACCUGGGUGUCUAUUGAAGUUAAAAAAAAAAGGGGGUUAGUAGUUGGCCUGAGGUGAACCUCCCUCAGGUGGCAUAGUCGAUUACAAAUUACCGGGCCUCUGCUACAUAUGGAAGGUUUAAGAUGGUCUAGAACGAAAAGGAUAUAUGUGAAUGCUAGAUUUUUUACAAGUCCAGUACUGAAUCACUGGGGUUUCGGUUUUUUUGGACCUGAACCGAAACGUUUUUACAAGUGCAGAACCGGUCCGGCGUACCGGUACACAUCCCUAGCAUGAAGCAUAACCAUAAAGUCAGUGUAAUGUCUCUAAACCACACUUUUUCCCUUUGUACAAAGCAACAAUCAUGAUGUCGAUUGACCAUGUGUCUUCAAACCAUAGCUGAUCCAAAAGGCCAUAAAUGGAUGGAAAAUCAGUAAGAUCAGCCGAUUUUCACAGAAUCUGCCAAAACCAAACCAGAAGAUCCCAAAACAUAGGUCAUAGUCUCAGAACAGGCCUAGUUAAUUCCUGACAAUCCAGAGCCAAGGCCAGGGAGCAGACGAACAGGCUAAACCGACUGUCUGCUAGCUGCACAGAGUCAUCACUCAGGGUCCACUACAUCGAGACUGUGUCUGUUCCCCAAGCUCAACAAAAAGGUAGAAAUUUUCAGAUAGUUUGCUCCAGUAACCUAAUCAAUAUAAAAUUAGAUCAUACUGACUGUACAGUUGCUGCUAGCACCUUUGAUCUAAAGGUGGGGCUAUUAAAUAUUAGAUCUCUUACAUCUAAAGCGCUAAUGGUUAAUGAACUCAUUACUGAUCAGGAGUUUAAUGUACUUUGUUUAACUGAAACAUGGAUUAAGCCGGCAGCACGGUGGUGUAGUGGUUAGCACUGUCACCUCACAGCAAGAAAGUCUGGGUUCAAGCCCCGUGGCCGGCGAGGGCCUUUCUGUGUGGAGUUUGCAUGUUCUCCCCGUGUCCGCGUGGGUUUCCUCCGGGCGCUCCGGUUUCCCCCACAGUCCAAAGACAUGCAGGUUAGGUUAACUGGUGACUCUAAAUUGACCAUAGGUGUGAAUGUGAGUGCGAAUGGUUGUCUGUGUCUAUGUGUCAGCCCUGUGAUGACCUGGUGCCUUGUCCAGGGUGUACCCCGCCUUUCGCCCGUAGUUAGCUGGGAUAGGCUCCAGCUUGCCUGCGACCCUGUAGAACAGGAUAAAGCGGCUAGAGAUAAUGAGAUGAGAUGGAUUAAGCCAAAUGAAUAUAUAACAUUAAAUGAAGCGAGUCCUCCUGGAUACAGUUAUAUACACCAGCCUCGUCAAACUGGCAGAGGAGGAGGCGUUGCGGUUAUUUAUAAUGAUUAUCUAGGUGUAACACAAAAACCUGGUUGUAAAUUUAAUACAUUUGAAGUUCUUCAUACUCAUAUAAUGUAUGUCGCCUCGAAAAAUAAGUCUACCCAGUUAAUUCCAUUGCUUAUUAUUUACAGGCCCCCGGGGCCAUAUUCUGAGUUUCUUUCUGAAUUUGCAGAUUUUAUCUCAGAUCUGGUUAUUUCCUUAGACAAAGCUUUAGUUGUCGGAGAUUUUAAUAUUCACUUCGAUAACCCAGAAGACCCUUUAAAAACAGCGUUUGUGUCCAUUUUAGAUUCAGGAGGGAUUAAUCAGAAUGUCAUAGGACUGACCCAUAAUGGUGGUCACACCCUCGAUCUAAUACUAACAUUCAGGUUAAACGUAGACAAUGUAGUCAUACUUCCACAGUCUGAAGUUAUCUCAGAUCAUUAUCUCAUCUCAUUCAAACUAUGUCUGAGUAAUAAUAUAUGCACCUCACUACGCUACUGUAUUAAACGUACAUUCACGUCAACUACUGCACAGAGCUUUAUAAAUGAUCUCCCAGAGUUAUCAGCUUUGAUUGGGUCACUGUCAGCCCCUGCAGAACUUGAUCAGGCAACUGAAUGCUUAGAGUCAACAUUCCGCCAUACCUUAGAUAAUGUAGCUCCUCUACAAUAGCUACCAUUACUAUUCAACCUUUAUAUGCUCCCACUUGGGCAAAUUAUCAAGAACAAUUCAAUUUUAUAUCACUGCUAUGCAGAUGAUACCCAAAUUUAUCUUGCUCUAUCACCUAAUAAUUAUGCCCCCCUUGAAUGUCUCUACCAGUGUAUCGAUCAAAUCAACAACUGGAUGUCACAAACUUUUCUUCAGCUGAACACAGAUAAAACAGUAGUAAUUCUAUUUGGAAAAAAAGAUGAAAGACUCAGGAUUACCACUAUUCUUGACACAAAGGGGAUUAAAACAAAAGAAAUGGUUAAAAAUCUUGGUGUUUUCAUUGACAGCGAGCUAAACUUUGAGAGGCAUAUGAAAGCAAUCACUAAAAUGGCAUUUUAUCACCUAAAAAACAUUUCCAAACUAAGAGGACUUAUGUCAAAAAAUGAUCUGGAAAAACUUAUACAUGCCUUCAUCUCUAGUAGGGUUGAUUACUGCAAUGGCCUUUUCACAGGCCUGCCAAAAAAAACCCGUCAAACGACUUCAGCUGUUUCAAAAUGCAGCAGCUAGGGUUCUCACACGAACAAAAAGAACAGAACACAUUACUCCAAUUCUAAGGUCCCUUCACUGGCUUCCAGUAAGCUACAGAAUUGACUUUAAAGCGUUGCUGCUGGUGUACAAAUCUCUAAAUGGUACAGGGCCCAAUUACCUCUCUGAUAUGUUGCAGCAGCCUAACCCAAUCAGAUCUACCAGAUCGCAGCAGAAAAAUUUACUGUUAAAACCUGUUGUUAAAACAAAGUGUGGUGAAGCAGCUUUUAGCUACUAUGCAGUACAGCUAUGGAACCAACUGCCAGA